AUGAGGGGCAAGUGUCGCCUCUAUGGGAACGUCAUUGCUUUUUGGAUCCUUGGCUUGCUCAACAACUUCCUGUGGGUAGUGUUGAAUGCUGGAGCCAACGAGAUCAACUCAGCUGGAGUUGCGCUGGUGUACCUCGUUAAUGUGCUUCCGUCCCUGACAAUGAAGCUCAGUGGUCCAUACUGGUUUCACCAUGUGAGCUACAAGUACAGAAUUUGGUUGAUUGCCCUACUCAUGGUCCUCUGCCUCAUCCAGGUGGCCUGGGGCAAUGGGCCCUACCAGAAGCUCAUAGGAGUAGCUCUUGCAUCCUUUGCUGCUGGUAUGGGCGAGGCCAGCCUUUUGGCGAUGGCAUCUUUCUAUGAAACCAAGCCCUGUUUGACGGCCUGGUCUUCGGGCACCGGCUUCGCGGGCAUUGCUGGCUAUGUCUGGAGCCUUUUCUUCGACUUUCUGGACGUUUGCUUUCAGGUGGAGCUCAUGGUUGCCAUGUGGCUACCGGUUGCUUUCCUCCUGGCCUUCCACUGCCUCCUUGGGCCGCCCUGGAUUGACCAGGAGCGGGGCACGAUGAACGUUGCCCUCCCCGACUGUGCAGCAGAUAGCUCGGACUCCUACAGCGAAGAGGUAGAGAGUGAAGACUCGGUGAUUGAACACCAUGCCUCCGAGCUCGCAACAGGGAAGCUAUCUUUCCAGGAGAGGUUUUCCUUCAUCCUCUCGCUGUGGCCGUACACAGUGCCGCUCUUCUUCGUAUAUGCUGCUGAAUACACGAUUCAGUCGGGCUUCUGGGCUGCGAUGGGAUUCCCGGUCACGGAUCCCAAAGCUCGGCACACGUUUUACAAGUGGUCCAACUUCAUGUACCAAAUCGGCGUUUUCAUCUCCAGGUCCGCGUUUAUCCUGAUCUGUCGCAACCGAAGAGUGCUGUGGGCAGGUGGGUUUCUGCAGGUGCUCAUGGCUAUCUUCUUCGCUGCAGCUGCCUGGCAGCCCUUUGGCGACUGGUGGUUGCUGGCGCCGGCAUUCUUCGUCGGGUGCCUGGGAGGUGGCGUUUACGUUGGUGCUUUCACGCUGAUUGCGCAGGAGCAGAGCCCGUCCUUCGUGGAGCUGGCGCUUUCCUCGGCAUCGGUGGCUGAUACCUUUGGGAUGAUUGCCGCCAACAUCAUGGGCUUGCUCGUGCAGGGCUGUAUCUUUGGACACUUGCAGGUGUUGGAUGACGUGCCGGAUUUCAAGUGUGGCUACGACAUCUGGGGGUCGGUCAAUAAGACAUUGGCUGCCAAGACCUACCACGCGCAUUGCUUUGCAGGAGUGAAGGGCUGA
Symbiodinium pilosum is the source of this 1302-nucleotide messenger RNA. The record is from the annotation of a GenBank genome assembly. Lineage: Eukaryota; Dinophyceae; Suessiales; Symbiodiniaceae.